AUGGCGAAUUUGAGACAAACUCCGCUUACGUGCAGUGGACACACGAGACCCGUGGUGCAUCUUGCAUUCUCCGACAUCACCGAAUCUGGAUAUUAUUUAAUUUCGGCGUGCAAAGAUGGUAAACCUAUGUUACGACAAGGUGAUACUGGAGAUUGGAUUGGAACGUUUGAAGGACAUAAAGGAGCAGUGUGGGGCGUUGCAUUAAAUCCUCAGGCUACAAGAGCUGCCUCUGGAGCAGCGGAUUUCAAUGCUAAAGUCUGGGACGCAAUUAAAGGGGAAGAAAUUCAUUCAUUUCAACAUAAGCACAUUGUCAAGUCUGUUAAUUUCAGCACAGAUUCCAAUUAUUUGUGCACUGGUUCUAACGAGAAGCUUGUGAGAAUUUAUGAUCUUAACAAACCUGAUGCAGCACCACAGGUUUUCUCAGGUCAUAAAAAUGGCAUCAGACAUGUCACCUUUUUCAAUAACAAUAUUGCAUUAAUUACCUGUGGCGAUGAUAAGACACUGAGAGUUUGGGAUAGAAACAGUGGUCAAGAAGUGAAAAGACUAGAUUUUCCAGCAAUUCCAAAUUCUAUGGAAGUGUCAAAAGAUGGAAAUAUCAUUACCACAACUCACUCCAAUAUAGUUACUUUUUGGAAUAGCAGAGAAUUAACCAAAUUAUGUGAAUACACCGCACCGACACAAAUGAAUAGCGCUAGUUUACAUCCAGAUUGUAGCAUUUUUGUAUGUGGCGGAGAAGAUUUAAAAAUGUACAAGUUUGACUAUGCUACCGGUACAGAAAUUGAAUCAUUCAAAGGUCACUUUGGACCUGUGCACUGUGUACGUUUCUCGCCGGAUGGUGAAUUGUACGCUAGUGGUUCAGAAGAUGGUACCUUGAGAUUAUGGCAAACAACUGUUGGCAAAACAUAUGGUCUUUGGCGAUGCAUAGAACAAACGCCUGCAAUACAAGAGAAUACUGCUGUGCUUAAUAACAAACAAGAAGUCCCUGCCAAUUAA
Heterotrigona itama is the source of this 993-nucleotide messenger RNA. The record is from the annotation of a GenBank genome assembly. NCBI's taxonomy places the organism in Eukaryota, Metazoa, Arthropoda, Insecta, Hymenoptera, Apidae.